Molecule: messenger RNA, 2259 nt
Organism: Lathyrus oleraceus (garden pea)
Lineage: Eukaryota; Viridiplantae; Streptophyta; Magnoliopsida; Fabales; Fabaceae
Product: protein ROLLING AND ERECT LEAF 2
Exons: 4
Coding region: 124-2151 (675 amino acids)
Source: RefSeq, a predicted model, not a curated record
CACAUUGCAUAUUUCAACCCUUCCCGAUACAAUUUCCUCUUUUCAAAUUCUCUCUUUAAUUUAGACACUUACAACUUCAAACAAACAGUUAUUUUUCUUCCAUUUUCUCAUCCAAACAUAACAAUGGGCUGUAAUUUUUCAAAACUUGAUAGACUUCCAGCAGUGUCCUUGUGCCGCGACCGCUCUACAUUCAUAGAUGAAUCGCUCCAUCAAAGCUAUGCUCUUGCAGAUGCACACGUGGCACACAUGGAAUCCCUCCGAGCACUCGGCCCAUCACUCGUCAGUUUCUUCCAACAAUCCGGAAAUUACGGAGAAAUCAAUGCUUGCAUCUCAAAAACAUCAUCUCCAUUGAGUUCACUUUUUUCUUCUGAUUCAGACGAUGCACAAGUCCUUCUGCAUUCUGAAUCAGAAAUAGAUGAAGCACGAAGAGAAUCACAGUUAUGCACUCACAAUUUUAGACAUUCUUAUCAUCACCAUGACACUUCACAAUUCAUAGUUUCUGAUAACUACGUAAAACCUAUUUAUGAUUCCUAUUCUCCACAACCUCCGUCUAAUACCAGCACGACCUUUUCUAGUUUCAAGCCACCAUCACCGCCUCCUCCUAGUAACUCUGCUUGGGAUUUCUUAAACUUUUUUGAACCUUAUGAGAAGUAUCAAGUACCUUACUACCACGGUGGUGACGGUGACGGUUACGAUGACGCUAACUCAAUGGUUGAGAAAGAAAAGGGAAAUGUUAAAACUCAAAAAAGUGAGUGUUUUAAAUCUAAAGGUGGAGGAGAUAAAGUGAUUAUUAAGCCAGAAAAUAGAGUAGCGAAACCUAAGGAAACCAAUUUGAAAGAGAAGAAAGAUUCAGUGGAGUUAGAAGAAUGUAACGACUUUCAAAAAGACAUUUCUGAAGCGGUGAAAGAGAUUCAUAUUCUAUUUGAGAGAGCAUCAGAUUCGGGGAACACGUUUUUGGAGAUGCUAGACGUUGGAAAACUCCGUUACCAUUCAAAAACUGAACACAGUACAGUUUCGUGGAAGAUUAUGCAUGUGUUUAGUCAGCCAAAUCCAGUGGUGAAUAAAUGCAUGGAGUAUGAGGACAAGAGCCUUAGCGAUGCGAAUCUAUGCUCCACUUUGAGUAAGCUGUGUCUUUGGGAGAAGAAGCUGUAUCAUGAAGUGAAGGCUGAGGAAAAAAUGCGCACACUUCAUGAGAAGAAGUGUAAGCAGUUGAAAUGUAUGACUAACAAGAAUGCAGAUGCUCAAAAAAUUGGUUCUGUUGAAGCCUUCAUCGAUAUUUUAGUUAUGAAAAUGAAAAUUUCUUUCCAAACAGUUGACAAGAUAUCUAUUACGAUUAGUAAAUUGACAGAAGAAGAGCUAUGGCCGCAAAUCAACAAGUUUAUUCUCAUGUUUCUCAGAAUGUGGAAAGAUAUGCAAGAAUGUUACAAACUUCAGUAUCAGAAAAUUGUUGAAACCAAAGCUUUAGAUGUCUCCACAUUCAACGUAAAACCUUGCAAUGCUAAUAUUGAAGCAGCACUGAAUCUCAAAUCUGAGUUACAGAAAUGGAUUUUAAGCUUCUUAGAUUGGAUUCAAGCUCAGAAAUCUCUUGUGAGAGCUCUGAAUGAUUGGUUAGUAAGAUGUUUAAUGUAUGAACCUGAAGAAAUACUUGAUGGUUCAACUCCUUUUGAUGCACCACAUGUGUUUGUGAUAUGUAACAAGUGGUCGAAGGCAAUGGAUAAUAUCUCGGAAAAGAAUGUUAUUGAAGCUGUAAAUGGAAUCAUACUCAGAGUCAAUGAACCCUUGGAAAAAUACAUUUUGGAGCAUCAGAAGAAUUCAACAUUGGACAAGGAAUUAGAGAGAAAGGUGAAUAUUGUGGAGAGACAACAGCACAAGAUGCAGAGAAAAGUGAAAAUUGUGGAGAAGCAAGAGCAAAAGAAAAAGAUGGUUACAAUUGGAAAAGCACUUAAAGAAGAGGCCAAUGCUAUUUUGCAAGGAGAUGCUGUGAAUAAUAAUGCUGAUAUAGUUGAUUCUACCGGUUUACAAUCAGGUUUGAAGCAGAUCUUUGUUGCCAUGGAGAAGUUCAGUGCAUUAAAUGUUAGCUUAUAUGAAGAACUUUGCAGACAAAUUAAGCAAGAUGAUCAUGUUUUAGAAGAAUCCAACAUAAAUCACUAGUUUUGCAGAUAUCUCAAUAUUAUUAAUUUUUUUUGGAAAUAAAGUACUAUAAUGUAAAGUCAUUUAAGUCAAUUUUAUAUUGUUAUGGUUAUGAUAAGUUGAAGAAAA